Molecule: messenger RNA, 747 nt
Organism: Penicillium egyptiacum
Lineage: Eukaryota; Fungi; Ascomycota; Eurotiomycetes; Eurotiales; Aspergillaceae
Source: the annotation of a GenBank genome assembly
AUGCGUGAUGCCUUUGGGGUGCGGGACUUGGUCGAAGAUACCAAGUUCACCGUCCGCGGUAAGAAUUACGGAUACCGCCUCUUUGACUCGGGUGAUAAUAUCAUCCCGCAUGAGGAGUCAGGCUCGCGGGUCAAGCGAGUAAUGGCUGGCAUGAGGUAUGAGCGUGGAGGUAAGGCAAAAUAUUGGAUUCCCAAACCGGGUGAAGUCAAUAGCCGCACGCCUCUAUUGGGCGGCGAACCCAGUGAGCGCGGCCCCAGGAGUGAACGGGCCAGUCAAGCCUCGAGAGAGAGAUUCCGAUCUUAUAGUGAAAUGGAUGAAACCGCAAUGGACGACGAGGACGAGCGACUAUUCCUCAAUGCUCGCGCACUGGAAUUUGGAGACUGGAAUUACCCGGUGAUUACCGCCAACGAAGUGCCAAGGGAUCAGCGGCUGCCACCGUCGCGGAGAAAUCAAGAUUCAAACCGAGGGGCAGAUGUCAAAAAGGCCCGUAGGCACAGGAAAAGUCGCGCGUCAGAUGGUGAGAGCAGGGAAAGUCCAAAACCAAAGUACAAUAAACUUGGCCCAAGCUCGGCGACUUCCGGUCCCUUGCAGCGAAACGUCAGCUCCGCCAGUUCCAGCGGUACACAGCGCAGCCAGCUGGUUGACCUUGUUGUGGAGAACACGGAGGCCGAGGAAGAAGAUCGAGCUCAAAUACAGAGAGAGUAUGGCACUGCCUGGGCAGAGCCCGAACCUCGACGAUUCUCGUAA